ACAUCGAGUGAACACACACUCACAUCCCCUUUGUGUGAACAUUCUCUUAUACACAGACACGGUGAAGAGCUGUUCUGGGCUAUUGGUGAAGUUCGAGGCAGCUCGGAUGUUGUGUGUGCAUGAGUUAAAGGUCCGUGGGUUCAGUUCCACGCAGUUGCUGAGUUAAAACGUUCUACAUCCCCGAAAUAACGUUUUUCACUUCUUUGUUCGAUCUCUUUCAUCUCAUAUCAAUCCAGUUCUCAUAAUUUCAAUGAUUUUAAUCAAGAUGACGAGGAAUUCUGGGGUUUGGAGCGUUUAACAACGACGAAAUAGAGGAGAAAGGAAAACAAAGAGUGGGGGUGAUAAUUUUUUUUUCUUUCUGCUUAUCGACGAAGUAUUUUCUCGUGAUUAGGCUCGUAGCUGUCAUCGAAAAUGUCGGACAUUAAGAGCAUGGAACAUCCCACUCUCAAGGUGCCAUACGAACUCCUGAACAAAAAAUUCCGUUCAACCCAAAAAGUCCUGGACAGGGAGGUGUCCCACGUCCAGGCGACGGCCUCAGAGCUCGAGAAGAGCCUGACAACCGAUAAUGGAACGCCCGUCGAGACAGGCGAGAUCACUCGCCUCCUGGGGGGCGUCGUAGCGAAGCUCCAAGUCCUCAAGCGAAAGGCUGAGGAGUCGAUUUCCGAGGAGCACCAGGCCGGAAUGGUCUGCAAGAGACGCCUGGAUCACCUGAAGGAACACGCCAACACGACCCCCAGUGUCGUCAAUCAGUGGAGGAGACAGAGGCUGGACAGAAUGCUCGUGGAGUACUUCCUGAGGAAGGGCUACUACAAAACUGCUCAGAAGCUCGCUGACACCACUGAGCUCAGGGAUCUCACGAAUAUCGAUGUCUUCAUGGUGUCGAGGGAGGUGGAGAUAUCACUGGCUAAUCACGAGACCACGAGGUGUCUUGGGUGGUGCCACGAUAACAGAUCCAAGCUGAGAAAGCUGGGGAGCACCAUGGAGUUCAAUCUUCGAGUCCAGGAGUUUAUCGAACUCGUCAGGGCCGAUCGCAGGCUCGAUGCUGUCAAACAUGCUCGCAAGUAUUUCGCUAAUUACGAUGACUAUCAACUGCAGGAGAUACAGAGCUGCAUGGGGCAACUGGCAUUCCCUGCUAAUCCUUAUUUCAGUCCUUAUAAGGACCUGUUGGAUGAGAAGAGGUGGGACAGGCUUAUCGAACAGUUUAGACACGAGAAUUAUAGGCUGUUUCAACUAGCUAGCCAGAGUGUUUUCACUGUUGCACUCCAGGCAGGAUUGUCCGCUUUGAAAACACUCCAGUGCUACAGUGGACAUAAGGAAGGAAAAAAUGCCAGUUGUCCGGUUUGUCAUGAGGCUUUGAAUGAACUUGCUGCCCCUCUGCCCUUCGCACAUUGCUCACAGUCUAGACUCGUUUGUAGUAUCAGUGGUGAACCUUUGAAUGAGUACAAUCAACCCAUGAUGAUGCCCAAUGGAUACGUUUAUGGUGAAAAGGCACUUCAGAAAAUGGCCAAGGACAACAAUGGUGCUGUGGUGUGUCCGAAAACCAAAGAAGUAUUUCCAUUCAAAAAAAUCGAAAAGGUCUACGUUAUGUAAUGUAAAAAUUCAACUAUUUUCUAUCCAACUUUCAGCGUUAUCACCGCUUAUUCUGAUUAGGUUUUCCUUAGAUUGUAAAACGUAAUCAGACGCUUUUGUGUAAUCAAUGUUAAGGAUAAUUAAAUGUGUAAGAAAGGCUAAAUACAUUAUAUAUUUUCUAAAAACUGGAGUUUAUUUCAUGGUUUCACAAUACAGGGUGAUGAUGUCAACGGGUUUAUCAUUUUUUCUUCUCGUUUAUUAAUCGCUCUAGGAUUAGAUACUAUAUACUUCAACAAGACUAUCUCUAUGACCUGUAU
Diachasma alloeum is the source of this 1886-nucleotide messenger RNA. RefSeq names its product E3 ubiquitin-protein transferase MAEA (gene Kaz). Lineage: Eukaryota; Metazoa; Arthropoda; Insecta; Hymenoptera; Braconidae. Gene Ontology annotation, biological process: proteasome-mediated ubiquitin-dependent protein catabolic process. The record is from RefSeq and is a predicted model, not a curated record. Gene Ontology annotation, molecular function: ubiquitin protein ligase activity; protein binding. The transcript is spliced from 5 exons. Gene Ontology annotation, cellular component: nucleus; cytoplasm; GID complex. Bases 412 to 1590 code for a protein of 392 amino acids.